This is a messenger RNA of Neltuma alba, 1288 nucleotides long. RefSeq lists its product as uncharacterized. The record is from RefSeq and is a predicted model, not a curated record. The transcript has 2 exons. Bases 65 to 1111 code for a protein of 348 amino acids. NCBI's taxonomy places the organism in Eukaryota, Viridiplantae, Streptophyta, Magnoliopsida, Fabales, Fabaceae.
AACUACUGAGAGUGAUCAAAGCAGAGAUAAGAAAAAGGCUUCAACUUGAGCAUAGAUAACCAACAUGGCUACGAGAAAGUCAAGCUUUUUCGUGGCCUUCUUGAUCUUGCUUGUCGCUAUGGUAGCCACCGUUGCCCAAUCUCAAGGGAAUGGUAACGGUAAGAAGUUCCCGUAUGAUGCUGCCUCAGCAAAUUAUAGGGUGUUGUCACCUCAUCCGUCCGGACAAGAACGAGCUUUCUGCUUAGCAAGGGGAUCGUGUCACUUCAAGACCCUUAUAUGUCCAUCUGAGUGUAAGAAAAGGAAGCCGAAGAGGAACAGGAAGGAAAAGGGAUGCUUCUUGGACUGCAGCAGCAAGUGUGAAGCCACUUGCAAGUUUAGAAAAGCGAACUGCGAUGGGUAUGGUGCCGUCUGUUACGAUCCUCGCUUCGUUGGUGGUGACGGUGUGAUGUUCUACUUCCACGGAGCUAAAGGAGGAAACUUUGCAAUGGUCUCCGACGAUAACCUUCAAAUCAAUGCACAUUUUAUCGGAACUCGCCCCCAAGGAAGGACUCGUGACUUCACAUGGGUCCAGGCCCUGGCUGUGAUGUUUGACACUCACACUCUCGUAAUCGCAGCCAGCAGAGUAUCACACUGGGAUGACAAAGUGGAUUCUCUCACACUACAAUGGGAUGGCGAAGCAGUCAUGAUCCCCACCGAUGGAGAGGCUGAAUGGAGGGCGAAUAAGGAAGAGAGAGAAGUCAUCGUGGAAAGAACUGAUGAUGCGAAUAGUGUGAGAGUGACAGUUUCAGGAUUGUUGGAAAUGGACAUUAAAGUGAGACCAAUCGAGGAGGAAGAAAACAGGGUUCACAACUAUCGGUUGCCAGAAGGCGAUGCUUUCGCUCACCUGGAGACACAGUUCAAGUUCAAGAACCUGACAGAUAUGGUGGAAGGGGUACUGGGGAAGACAUACAGGCCAAACUAUGAGAGCCCAGUGAAGAGAGGUGUUCCAAUGCCAGUCUUGGGUGGGGAAGAUAGGUACAGAACUCCAUCUCUGUUUUCGGCUUCAUGCAUGGAUUGCAGGUUCCGAGGCCUAUCUGAGAUUGGCGUCAGUGAAGGAGCCGUUGACUUCUAAAUCUGAUGGCGUCAAUGUUGGGAAAUAACAUGUACUAUUAUUCUUUGCCGUGCCAUUUUGAUGUGCUUUGGGUAUACAAGUUAUAGCCAAGAUAAAUAAGGGCCUACAUGCUGAAGCCCAUGAUCAUCAAUUUUCUUGAAUUUUGAUGUUGUUGUGACCCCAUUUAUGUUACACAUG